Messenger RNA from Xylaria bambusicola, 1689 nucleotides. Its product is annotated as ATP-grasp fold domain-containing protein. Bases 1 to 1689 code for a protein of 562 amino acids. The transcript has a single exon. Gene Ontology annotation, molecular function: metal ion binding; ATP binding. The record is from RefSeq and is a predicted model, not a curated record. Lineage: Eukaryota; Fungi; Ascomycota; Sordariomycetes; Xylariales; Xylariaceae.
AUGAAACUGGUCUUGCCCGGCAGCGAUGGGCAUAUACUCCACAGCAACUUAAUGAGGUGUCGACUACUUAGUUGCCCCCUCAUACAAGAUUUCCAGGCUUUUACCACGUCUCAGACUCGUGUUGAAGAAUUUCCUAGCACCGGCAACGUCUUCGGACUAGCAUUUGAACGGGCUCUCGGCGCUAUCCUUCUGAAGGAUGUGGCUGCUACCCAAAGAAUGGCAGAAAGUGCUCUUGCAGAGUUAGAGAUGGAACUUACCAUUAGGCUAUCAUUCAAAUGGAUAACUCAGGAGCCCCAGCCUAGACGCCGGCUGGCUAUGAUUGGCGGAGGGUCCCAUCCAUCGGCUGCGACAGAUGACGAUGGACCCUACUCUGCCGCAUCAGCGUUGGGAGUUGAUGUCGUUGUUCUUGACGAGGAUGGACACUGGCUUCAGAGCGAAAGCAUGGGUCACCUAUGCGACGAAUUUUUGGUGUGUGACUUAACACCUAACCAAGGUCUUUCGGCUAGGAUUGUGGCAACAUUGCGCAGGAGCCGUGAGGCUAUUCAUGGCGUCAUCACAUUUUCGGACGCAUACCUUGCUGCAACUGCAGAAGCGGCUGAGUCAAUUGGCCUCUGGACGAACCCACCAGACUCAAUAGCGGCAUUGAGUGAGAAGGGUUGGAUGCGCGAGCUCACGAAUCCCUGUCUACCCUUAAUCACUACGGACGGCCAAGCUGACCUGAAGCGCAAGCUUGAGGCCUUGGAAACCGUACAGUUUCCUCUAGUCACUAAAGCAGCUUAUGGAUGGUACUCUAAGGGCGUGAUGGUUGUUGAUUCUAAAGAUGAACUGAUAAAUGCAGUGGAAAUGCUCGAGCGAAGCCUGCCGAACCACAAGUAUCUCGUUGAGCCUUAUCUUUCUGGGCUAGAGAUGCACGCUAACUUUGUCCUGGUUGAUGGGGAGGUUCUCUUCGCUGAGGUCGGUGAUGACUCUCCAUCUCUAGAGGAGGUGGGUAAUCGGGUGGCCAACUCCUUUGCAGAGACUCCCUCCAUCAUGCCUGCCGUAUGGCCGCUUGAAGAGCAUCACUUGCUACGAUCUUCAAUUGUCAGCCAACUGGGGCAGCUGAAUCUGACCACCGGGCUGUUCUACGUCGAAGCUUUGGUGAGUGGUAGCAAAAUGGAGUAUCGACCGAAAGACACGGAUCUGGCGCUUGGACCUAGAAAUACUGGCUCGAGACGCGGUGAGCCAACUGUUGUUGUGAGGAAGGUCAAGGUGGGUGCACCCAGAUAUCAGGAUUCAAUUGCUGUGAAGUAUACAUACGGCGUUGAUUACUACGCGUUAUACAUUCUUCAAGCUCUACAGAGACCUCAAGGAGACAAACGACACGACUCCAUGAUGAAGUCAAUACGAACUUUGAGUGAGCCGUUAGGCGAAUAUAUCCGGUAUCCUACGAACGUUGUCUUCAUUCCCGUCCGGGAGGCUGGGGUAUUUUCCGCGGCGGAACCGCUUCCUCAAUGGAUCAUGACUCAUAUACCGCAUUAUAGGGUACUGAUGCAUGAUGGACAAGUUGUUGAGGGCCCGCAUCUUUCAGGGAAAUGGCCGUUCGUUGCUUACUUUGUUGUAAAAGCAUCUUUGAGUGGUGCGGCGGGGCGCGAGCAAGUUAAGACUCUUGGGGAAUACGUGAGACGCAAUUUUCGUUACAUCAUGACAUAA